This is a messenger RNA of Vitis vinifera (wine grape), 1834 nucleotides long. RefSeq names its product glutamate decarboxylase 1. NCBI's taxonomy places the organism in Eukaryota, Viridiplantae, Streptophyta, Magnoliopsida, Vitales, Vitaceae. The record is from RefSeq and is a predicted model, not a curated record. Gene Ontology annotation, cellular component: cytosol. Gene Ontology annotation, molecular function: glutamate decarboxylase activity; pyridoxal phosphate binding. The transcript is spliced from 7 exons. Bases 167 to 1654 code for a protein of 495 amino acids. Gene Ontology annotation, biological process: L-glutamate catabolic process.
CGCAGGAGACAGCGUUUGAAUAUCGGAAGAGGCUUGCUCUUUACCCAACAGACCCCUAUAAAUACAGCCAGGGUCUCCUGCCUCUUCACCAAGCAACUAACACCAACCCAGCGAUCUCAUUUUUGCUCCAUUUUUUUCCUAGCUUUACUCUCUCUCAGAAUCAGCCAUGGUUCUCUCAAAAACUGCUUCUGAGUCGGAUGUCUCCGUGCACUCCACCUUUGCCUCUCGCUACGUGAAAGCUUCGCUUCCGAGGUUCAAGUUGCCGGAGAACUCGAUCCCGAAGGAGGCGGCGUACCAGAUCAUAAACGACGAACUGAUGCUUGAUGGCAAUCCUAGGCUAAACCUGGCUUCGUUUGUGACUACUUGGAUGGAGCCUGAAUGUGAUAAGCUUAUGAUGGCUGCCAUAAACAAGAACUAUGUGGACAUGGAUGAAUACCCGGUUACCACUGAGCUUCAGAACCGAUGCGUGAACAUCAUAGCCCAUCUAUUCAAUGCUCCAUUGGAAGACUCAGAGGCUGCCGUGGGAGUGGGGACGGUGGGGUCCUCCGAGGCGAUAAUGCUAGCAGGGCUUGCUUUCAAGAGGAAGUGGCAGAACAAGAGAAAGGCUGAGGGGAAGCCUUAUGACAAGCCCAACAUCGUCACUGGUGCUAAUGUUCAGGUGUGCUGGGAGAAGUUCGCAAGGUACUUUGAGGUAGAACUGAAGGAAGUGAAAUUGAGGGACGGCUACUAUGUAAUGGACCCAGAGAAAGCUGUGGAAAUGGUGGAUGAAAACACCAUCUGUGUUGCGGCAAUCUUGGGCUCAACUCUCAAUGGAGAAUUUGAAGAUGUUAAGCUCUUGAACGAUCUCUUGGUCGAAAAGAACAAGCAAACAGGAUGGGAUACCCCAAUUCAUGUUGAUGCAGCUAGUGGUGGAUUCAUUGCACCAUUCCUUUAUCCGGAACUGGAGUGGGACUUCCGCCUUCCAUUGGUGAAGAGCAUUAAUGUUAGUGGCCACAAGUAUGGCCUCGUAUAUGCUGGAAUUGGGUGGGUUGUUUGGAGGAGCAAAGAGGACUUGCCCGAAGAACUUAUCUUUCACAUAAACUACCUUGGAGCCGAUCAACCAACCUUCACUCUCAAUUUCUCCAAAGGUUCUAGUCAAGUCAUCGCCCAGUAUUAUCAACUAAUUCGCUUGGGUUUCGAGGGAUACCGAAAUGUGAUGGAGAAUUGCCAGGAAAAUGCUAUGGCGCUGAAAGAAGGACUGGAGAAGACUGGGCGCUUUAACAUCAUCUCCAAGGACAAUGGGGUCCCUCUGGUGGCCUUCUCUCUCAAGGACAAUUCAUGCCAUGAUGAGUUUGAGGUUGCAGACAUGCUUCGCCGCUUCGGCUGGAUUGUGCCUGCCUACACCAUGCCACCAGAUGCUCAGCAUGUUACAGUGCUCCGAGUUGUGGUUAGGGAAGACUUUUCACGCACCCUUGCUGAGCGCCUUGUAUUUGACAUCACCAAGGUGCUCCAUGAACUUGAUAUGCUCCCAGCAAAGCUCAGUGCCAAGAUUUCUGUCGAAGAGAAAAAGCAAAAUGGCACAAUUCUGAAGAAAUCCGUGAUCGAGACACAGAGGGAAAUCACCGAUGCUUGGAAGAAAUUUGUCAUGGCCAAGAAAACGAACGGCGUUUGUUAGAAUUUUUCUAUGCCAGAGAGUCCCUUUCCCUUUUCCAAGUGUUUUUUUUUUUUUUUUUUUGGCCAUGCAUAUUUGAAGUGGUUAACAUUUCCCUUAUUUGAAGCUUAAACACAGGCAAAGAUUUUCCUUUUUAUUCGAGGAUUUUGUCUUUCUUAAUGAGAAUAGAAUGUUGUUGCUUUA